AUGCCAAAGCUACCCCACAUGCUCUUCUACGGCCCCCCAGGAACUGGAAAAACCUCCACAAUCCUCGCCCUGGCCAAAUCCCUCUACGGCCCGCAACUUUACCGUUCCCGCAUCCUAGAACUUAACGCGUCCGAUGAACGUGGCAUCAGCAUCGUGCGUGAGAAAAUAAAAGACUUCGCAAGAAUGCAACUAUCACAUCCUCCCCUUUCGGACAGCGCCUACCGCGAAAAAUACCCUUGCCCGCCCUUCAAAAUCAUCAUCCUCGACGAAGCCGAUAGCAUGACGCAGGAUGCGCAAUCGGCGCUUCGACGCACUAUGGAACGAUAUAGUCGCAUCACUCGCUUCUGUCUUAGUGCGGCGCGGCUGGUGGGGUCUACGGAGGGAACAAAGCCAGGAGGAAAGGAUGAAUCUGGAGAUACGGAGAUGGUUGAUGCUGGUGAAGAUGGGGUCAUUACUGUGAAAACCAUUGAGGAAAUUGCUGGAGUUGUUCCUGAUGAUGUUGUCGAUCGAUUGAUCAAGGCGCUGCAACCGAAAAAGGGCCGUUCAUCGUAUGAAGCUGUUUCGCAGGUGGUAACUGAUAUCGUGGCGGAUGGUUGGAGUGCAUCGCAGAUGUUAACACAGUGUUCGACGACUCCAUACCGGACAUCCACAAAAACAGCAUCGUCAUGGUAUUCUCCGAGUUUGAUAAGCGGCUGA
Molecule: messenger RNA, 696 nt
Organism: Histoplasma mississippiense
Lineage: Eukaryota; Fungi; Ascomycota; Eurotiomycetes; Onygenales; Ajellomycetaceae
Product: activator 1 37 kDa subunit
Exons: 3
Coding region: 1-696 (231 amino acids)
Biological process (GO): DNA repair; DNA-templated DNA replication
Cellular component (GO): nucleus; DNA replication factor C complex
Molecular function (GO): ATP hydrolysis activity; DNA clamp loader activity; ATP binding
Source: RefSeq, a predicted model, not a curated record